Echinostoma caproni is the source of this 393-nucleotide messenger RNA. Lineage: Eukaryota; Metazoa; Platyhelminthes; Trematoda; Plagiorchiida; Echinostomatidae. The record is from the annotation of a GenBank genome assembly.
AUGAACGUACAGCCGGCCAAACUGGUAGUUGAUCGUGAACCCAUUUUCAUGAAACGACGGGUAAUCCCCUAUGGCCAGCGUGAUGGCGUACUACAGGCCCUUGAGAAAAUGGAGCGCGAUGGCAUAAUCACACGAGUCACAUCCAGUAUGUGGGCAACGCCAAUCGUGAUCGCAAUCAAAAGUGACGGCAAAACACCGCGAAUUUGUGGCGAUUACCGAUUAACCCUCAACCCGCGGUUGCGAAAGUAUACGGCUACCACCAUGAAACCGGAGGAUUUCAUGAAAGCAUUGCGUGGUCACACAUGCUUCUCGAAGAUCGACUUGGCUGAUGCAUACCUCCAGCUUCCUCUCACCCCAACCUGCCGGCAAUUCACCACCAUCAACAUACCGUAG